ACCACAGAGAAACUCUGUCUCGAAAAAUAAAAAAUAAAAAAAUCCUGUUAUGUUCUUGCACAUCUGUCUUUGCCGGGGAAGGCUGACAAAGAUGAGGUGACCAGUAGGAGCAGUGUCUUUUACCCUUUAUUACUGACCUGAUGAGCCAAGGAUUCUGAAAACCACCCUCUGAAACCCACAGGCUCAGGGCCUGGAGCCCCAGAUGAGUCACUCAGGCCCUGCCAGAGAGCUCUGUGUCCCUGAUCCGGUUCUACAUAAUCAAAUACAACCCGGUGCAGAUAAUCGGGACAAUGGGGCUGUGUGCUACGGACGGGGGAGGCCAGGGGAGGAGGCUGCAGGCCAGAGCCAGUGGCAGGCUGAGGGGAGACCACGGGGAGCCAGGGUGGCCCACAGGGUCUGGGUCGCUUGCUGGUGUCACGGCAGUAGUAGGGCGGGGGUCCAGCGGCCAGCUUGACCACGGCAGGGCGGGGCUUGCAGCUCGGUAGAGGAUUGGACAGGAGCAGGGGGGGCGCCCCAGAGGCCACCGCUGCGGAUCUUUCCAGCUGCCAGGUGACUCAGCCCCAAAGGCGCGAAAGGGCAAGCACGUGAGGUGCGCGGGAGACGGAGUGGAAGGGGUGUCCCACGUGGGAAAACGGGGCUGUAGGGAGGAGGUGGGACUGGCGCCGUUUCAGAAGACCGUACUUCCGACGUGGGGGUGGUACGCUCUAGGGGGCGGGACACCCCCCAGGGGCCAAGAGCUGGGGCAGGUAGGGGCGUGGCCUUAGGGCCCGCCUCUCCCGCCUCCUCGGCCUGGGGCUCCAAGCACACCGGACGCAGCUGCGCAACCGCCCCACAGCAGGGCCAUGGGUCUUAGUCCUGUCUCGACCCCCCGCGAGCCCGCCCCAUCUGCCGCUUGACUAGAGGCCCAGGGGGUCAUCAUGGGUCAGUGCUACUACAACGAGACCAUCGGCUUUUUCUAUAAUAACAGUGGCAAGGAGCUCAGCCUUCAUUGGCGCCCCAAGGAUGUGGUGGUGGUGGCUCUGGGGCUGGCGGUCAGUGUACUGGUGCUGCUCACCAAUCUGCUGGUUAUCGCAGCCAUCGCCUCCAAUCGACGCUUCCACCAGCCCAUAUACUACCUGCUCGGCAACUUGGCCGCCGCUGACCUCUUCGCUGGCAUGGCCUACCUCUUCCUCAUGUUCCAUACUGGCCCACGAACCGCCAGGCUCUCCAUCAAAGGCUGGUUCCUGCGACAGGGCCUGCUGGACACCAGCCUGACGGCAUCGGUGGCCACACUGCUGGCCAUCGCUGUGGAGCGGCACCGUAGCGUGAUGGCUGUACAGCUCCACAGCCGCCUGCCCCGCGGACGUGUGGUCACACUCAUUGUGGGCGUGUGGGUGGCUGCUCUGGGCCUGGGGUUGCUGCCUGCACACUUCUGGCACUGCCUCUGUGACUUGGACAGUUGCUCACGAAUGGUGCCCCUGUUCAGCCGCUCCUACCUGGCUGCGUGGGCCCUGUCCAGCCUGCUUGUCUUCCUGCUCAUGGUAGCCGUCUACACACGCAUUUUCUUCUACGUGCGUAGACGGGUGGAACGCAUGGCGGAGCAUGUCAGCUGCCAUCCCCGCUACCGAGAGACGACACUCAGCCUAGUCAAGACUGUUGUCAUCAUCCUGGGGGCAUUCGUGGUGUGCUGGACACCAGGCCAGGUGGUGCUGCUCCUAGAUGGUCUGGACUGUAAAUCCUGCAAUGUCCUGGCUGUGGAGAAGUACUUCCUGCUCCUGGCUGAGGCCAACUCACUGGUCAACGCAGUGGUGUACUCCUGCCGAGAUGCCGAGAUGCGCCGCACCUUCCGCCGCCUCCUCUGCUGCAUGUGCUUCCGCUGGUCCAACCACAAAUCUGCCCGCUACUCGUCUUCUGCCCAGACGGGUGCCAGUACCCGAAUCAUGCUUCCUGAGAAUGGCCACCCACUGAUGGACUCCACCCUUUAGCUUCCUUGGACUGAGGCGGGAGACGGGCAGCCAGAGCGUCGCCUGUCUGCACCCCAUGGCCACUUGCAGUUCUCCUGACUCCAUCCAGCCCAGCAGAUGCAUGGCCCUCCAUACUCCCCAAGCCCACAGAUCUGCCUGC
Messenger RNA from Peromyscus leucopus (white-footed mouse), 2103 nucleotides. RefSeq names its product lysophosphatidic acid receptor 2. Gene Ontology annotation, biological process: G protein-coupled receptor signaling pathway. Gene Ontology annotation, molecular function: lysophosphatidic acid receptor activity. Bases 918 to 1964 code for a protein of 348 amino acids. The transcript has 3 exons. Lineage: Eukaryota; Metazoa; Chordata; Mammalia; Rodentia; Cricetidae. The record is from RefSeq and is a predicted model, not a curated record. Gene Ontology annotation, cellular component: membrane.